Exophiala spinifera is the source of this 396-nucleotide messenger RNA. RefSeq lists its product as uncharacterized. Bases 1 to 396 code for a protein of 131 amino acids. The record is from RefSeq and is a predicted model, not a curated record. The transcript has a single exon. NCBI's taxonomy places the organism in Eukaryota, Fungi, Ascomycota, Eurotiomycetes, Chaetothyriales, Herpotrichiellaceae.
AUGUCGCACAAGUCCCGGUGGGAUUAUCGAGCUAUCACAAUGUUCAUUCCCGAUGCUGCUGUUCGAGUCACCCCAAAGGAUUUGCAUGACAAGACAGCAUUCAUCGACGCUGCUCGGCCGGAGGGGCUUUUCCUCACGCGUAACCAGUUCCGAUUGUGGUCUCAGCUGAGGAGUCCGAACUUCCAGUCAGGAGAUCGAGUGCUGGUGUGUUUGCAGGAAACGCGAUCGCCACCCCCGUUGCCUUCAUGGGUAUCGUCAUGGCAGGCGGCAUCUUCACUGGAGCGAAUCCUAGCUUUACUCCGAGGGGAGUUGGCGAAUCAACUCCGCGACUCGGGGUCGACUUACUUGCUCUGCUCGCAUCAGUCUAUCGAGACUGGUGUCCGAGCUACUGAAUAA